Brassica oleracea var. oleracea is the source of this 450-nucleotide messenger RNA. RefSeq lists its product as uncharacterized. Bases 1 to 450 code for a protein of 149 amino acids. NCBI's taxonomy places the organism in Eukaryota, Viridiplantae, Streptophyta, Magnoliopsida, Brassicales, Brassicaceae. The transcript has a single exon. The record is from RefSeq and is a predicted model, not a curated record.
AUGAUGAUUGUGAGGUUGAUGAAGACGAAGGGGGCAUGGGAUGAUGAUAAAAUCCCUGAUCCUGUGUCAUCAGAUGAUGAGAAUGAAGAGGAGAUAAUACCUGCGCAAGCUUACAGAGAAGACACUGAUCCAGAGGAGCACCUUCAGCUAGGCAAGACAUUUUCAGAUGCUGAGGACUUCAAACAUGUUUGUCUCAGGUAUACCCUGAAAACCAGAUACAACAUCAAGUACUACAGAUCCAGUAGCUUGAAGAUGGGGGCAAAAUGUGCCGCUGAGAUGAGAGAUGAUGAGGCUCCAUGUCCUUGGAUGGUUUACUGUUCGUAUGAUAGGAGGAAACAGAAGUUGAUGGUAAAGACAUACGUCAAUGACCAUAAGUGUGAGAGGACAGGGUAUUCCAAGAUACUUAAGAGGUCAGCAAUUGCAAGUCUAUUUGCUGAGAGGUUAGGCUGA